AUGGCUGAUGCCCUUUACCGGCCUGGCAUCACUACCACCACCACCACCACCACCACCUCGUCGUCCUCUCCCUCGACCUCCCACUGGACCCCUACCGACGACAGCUACAGCACGCCCUUCAACUCCUCCGCCCAUUCCCGGCUGCAGUACCUGGCCUUCACGCCCCGGUCCUGCGACACGCCGCCCGCCUCUCCACCGCCGCGAGACCCCUACUAUGCAGCGAAAAGAGGAGGACUGAGCGCCAAGAGAGGCCUUCUGCCCGUGAAACUAAACAUGGACACCUCCGUGUCGCCCGCCUACGAGCGCCGCGCCUACAGCCCUGCUCUCUCGGAGAGCCCCACCCUGCAGUCCAUCGCCCUACCGUCCCCCAAGUACCCUCCUCCGCGACAACGGGCCCCCUCCCUCCUCCGCCAUGCCGCCGUGUCCCCGUCCCAGUACGCACACCUCCCCCAGACCGAGCACCCCACAUCCUCGCCCGUCAUGGCCCCCGCCAUGAGACGCGAGGGCAGUGGGCCCGGGUCUCCCGACCUGCGCGCCAUCUUCAACCCCCUCGCCAGCAAUCCUCCCACAUCCAAUGGCCCGCAGUGGGACUCGUCUUCAGAAGACGUCUCUGGCCCCAUAUCGCCCAUCAGAGCUCGCGGCUACACUAGCUCGUCACAAGCUUCGUUCAACCCCACCCCGCCGCUGCGGUCCGUCACCUCGACACCCGACUACGGCCAGUACCGCAGUGGCGAGCGCUCGAACCUCUCAGGCACGUACAAGCCCAACCGUGGUGUGCCGAACUGGUCUCACUCCGACUACUACCCUCCACCUCCGAUCCGCCAGCUGCGCGCCGAAGAGCCUCGCUUCAGCUCCAGGUCGGGCUACACAUACACAUCCUCGAGCGCCAUGGAGGUCAGCACAGAACGCAGCAGUAUAGCGACCGCACGCAGCUCUGUUGCGAGUGACCGCCAGAACAGCAUAUACUCGAGAGAUCAGUCUAGAGACCGUCUGCGCGACCGUGACGGUUCGCCAGAGACAAUACAGACCUCUGAGCUUGCAGAGGAGGACGAAGAACAGGACCUGUUCAGCGCCGUGGACGAUGUCAUUGACGCGUACUGCUACGAUGAGGACGAGCGAGGCUACUCCAUGAUUGGCGACAAGGUAUGCGAUCCAUCGCCAAUGGCCCUCGAUCUGGAACCGCCGGAGCUAUCACAAACGCCGUCUCGCGACAUAGAUUCCUUAUCCUCGUUCCAGUCAUCCGAGAAUCUCAAGCAAUGGGACAACGCUCCCGUGCGGCCUCUAAACGGCAGGACCGAAAAAGCUGGCCUCAGGAAGCAUCGUCUCUCCAUCCGCCCACCUUCGGCAACCGACACCUCAGACACAAGUUUGCUUGAUGACGACACGCAGGGUGCAGCAGAGGGCGAGUUGAGGCCGCAUCAGAUACCCCCUCUGCAAAUCAGCCCAUUCCAGGCCCAAUAUACACCGAGAACGAUCGAAGCUGUCACGGCGCUGACCAACAAGAAGAGAUCUGAUGAACGGCAACGAUCAAGCGGGGAGCUGCCUCGGCGCAUCUCAAUGACCCUGCAGGCACUUUCCCUCGGUGCACCCAGCACGAUUGUACAACCACCCCAUGAGGAUGGACUGCCCGCUAGGAUGCCGAGUGCCAAGCGGGCACAAAUGUCCGAGAUGCAUCGCGAGAUUGCGGCCCUUCCGCGUCUGCCCAUGAACAAGGCGCGCAUGUUGCGGCGAGAUUGGGCAGACAUUGAGGCUUACUCGCGCAGACACUCGAAGAGGCCGAGUACAUCGCGAAUGGUGUCGACCGAGUCGAUUCAGAAGGUGGACCCAGCGAUGCAGUCCCCAGCCCUGCAGAAAUCUCAGCCACUACCGGAGGUUGAUGAAGAUGAGGCAAUUCCGCGCCGAGCUUCGACCAGUGUGUACGACCGCAAGAGUGGUUUUGGGCUUGACUCGUUUAUGAAGCCCACCAAAACUGCUGAGGCAUCGCGUACAAACGCGCCCACACAAAUUGAGCGUAACCCAGGAUCUGCACCUGCACUUCGGAAGAUGGCAAGUCCUGCAGAACGCGAUCGCUACGGGUUCAAAAAAGCAUCUCUGAACAUCAGCGUGCAAGAGCACAAUGUGUGGGCCGCGAGAUAUGAAGAGCACAUCAACCGGCGCCGGAACAAGUGGAUCGCACUGAUGUCGAAGCAGGGCCUCUCAACAACCGACCCAACCACGUUCCCCGAGAUGAACGAGAAAGUCAAGCGUUAUGCUCGCAAAGGCUAUCCUCCGGAGUGGCGUGGAGCUAUGUGGUGGUACUAUUCUGGCGGCCAGCACACGCUCCAGCAGAGGAAGAACAUUGGCCUGUACGCCUCACUAGCCGCACGAGUCAAGCGUGACGAGCUGAACAAGGACGACAAAGACGCGAUUGAGCGUGAUCUCGACCGGACGUUCCCCGACAACAUCCACUUCCGCCCCGAGCCAGCGACCGAUCUCCUCGAUGGGGAAUCAGACGACGAGCCCGUGUUGAUACAGGAUCUGCGCGAAGUCCUCUCCUGCUUCGCCCUCAACAACCCCAGUAUUGGGUACUGUCAGUCCCUCAACUUCAUUGCCGGUCUUCUGCUUCUCUUCCUCAAGCAAGACAAGGAAAAAGUCUUCAUCCUUCUCACCAUCAUCACGCAAAACCACCUUCCCGGAGCCCACGCCCGCUCGCUCGCAAACACAGAAGUAAAUGUGCUCAUGAUGCUCAUCAAAGACUACCUCCCCAAAGUCUGGGCCAGCAUCAACGAUACAGACCUCAUCAACUCUGGCGCCGGCUCACAUGCCCACCCGAACUCAAAGUUCCAGCGCCAGCCCACUGUUGCCCUGUCUUGCACAAGCUGGUUCAUGUCCCUCUUCGUUGGCGUCCUCCCCAUCGAGACCGUCCUCCGAGUUUGGGACGCAUUCCUCUACGAAGGGCCCCGGGCGCUGUACCGCUACGCUCUUGCCGUAUUUAAGCUUGGCGAGUCCGAAAUCCGCAAGUACCGCCCGGGCGACGGAGAGCUAUUCAUGCUCGUGCAGAAUCUGCCGCGCACGUGUAUUGAUCCCAACAUCUUGCACGACUUCGCGUUCGUCAAGAAAGGAUUCGGAAGCUUGAGCCAAAGCGUCAUUGAUCAGAAGAGGUUGUUUUGGCGCGAGCAGAACAAGACGAUUGCGCAUCAGAAUAGCGUGAAGAGUGCGCGGCAAAACAACCAAACGCUGGGUGUGCCAGGUCCAAGUCAGAAACAGGAGGCGGACGAGACGGACGGAGAAAGCGUUAAAAGAACCAUGGGCGGCCUCCGAAGAAAGGCCAGCCGGCGAUUUAGGAGAAUGAGAAGCUAG
Ascochyta rabiei is the source of this 3339-nucleotide messenger RNA. RefSeq lists its product as uncharacterized. Bases 1 to 3339 code for a protein of 1112 amino acids. NCBI's taxonomy places the organism in Eukaryota, Fungi, Ascomycota, Dothideomycetes, Pleosporales, Didymellaceae. The transcript has a single exon. The record is from RefSeq and is a predicted model, not a curated record.